This is a messenger RNA of Thermothelomyces thermophilus ATCC 42464, 2287 nucleotides long. RefSeq lists its product as uncharacterized. The transcript is spliced from 5 exons. Lineage: Eukaryota; Fungi; Ascomycota; Sordariomycetes; Sordariales; Chaetomiaceae. Bases 223 to 2040 code for a protein of 605 amino acids. The record is from RefSeq and is a predicted model, not a curated record.
CUUAGCUGCGCACCAAUGCCUCCCUCGUUUGCCGAGCCCUGUUCUGGCUCUUUUAAUCCCCGUUCGGCGUCCUAGCAACCCUACGUACGUACCUUAGAUACAUGCCCAGGCCGAACGGCACGGAGAGAUACACAUGCGACGUGUCCGACAGACCCCUCUUCAUGCCAGCGCGACACCGUCAUGGCCGGUUGACCUGAUGGGGCUUGCGCGGCGCCGUCCAUAAUGCCAACCCGGGGUCGUUCCCCGGCUCCCAGCCUUCCGCCUGUCAGCGACGAGGCUACCGUUCCUCUCUCUGAGCUUUUCAAAAGCGGUUUCGACCCGGCCAGUUUUGAUUCAACUCCUCAACUCGCCGAUGGAAGCAUCCUUGUGGCCCCAGACGGCACCCGCUACCGCAUCGAGAGGAUUUCAGACCCGGCCCCCGCCGGGAGUCGCGUGCCCUCCUCGACAUCCUCGACACCGGUUCCUCCUCCUCGUCCUCCUCCCGCUGCCGCCCAACCGGCCGGUUUCUACACGCUAAGUGUUACGGGCUCAGGUUCUCCAGCUUCUAUCCCGCCGCCGCAGUUCCACGUGCACGAUCCUCCCGAAACAGCCCCUAGCUGGGGAAGGUCUCCCUCCAAUGCCAGCUCGUACUCCCGCUCCUCCGGCGCAUACUCGACUCAAUCCGCAUAUGCCGGGACUGCGAUUUCCGGGUCCAGCCCAACGCAUGAAGUUGCGGGAAUGAUGGCGCAGCUCAGCAUUGACAACUACUUUAGCGCAGCGCCGCUCUACACAGAGUCCGAUGGCGGGGUCCAGGCAGCCGAAACUCUCACCGAUCCCGAUGUGGUUCGGAGGUUACCGACGAGCCCCGCGAGCCUGCGUAGUCUGUCAACCUCCCCAAGGAUGUCCGGUACCCGUCAUGAACAACCAUCGCCUCACGAGGAAUCGUCUUGGGUUGCGCACAACUACCCCAGCCCUGGUGCCGCCCCGCAAUACUGGACCAAGGUCAACUACGCGAGUUAUACGACACAGACGAAUGCCCAUCUUCAAUCCCAGAGACAGAGGGCAACGGCCACGACGGGUCUUCCGUCGUUAUUGGAUCACGCCACGCCCGUGACACCGCCACAGCAAGCUUCCGACCCAAUUUCCGCUCAUUCGACCCCUCUCCCGGCCUCGCCUGAUAAGGAAGUUCGGAAUGGUCAAGGAAUUUGGAAUGAGUCCUCCUGCCGCCCGCUCUACGUCCCCGUGUCGGCGUCGUCGCCGUCCUUCGUCCCGCCGCAAUUGACUUGCGUGAAUCCAUCCUCCGCCGAAUACGACACGGUGACCCCUGUGGUCGUGUAUCAUCAAGCCCACACAACGAUAAGCGACGGGGCAAGUACGGGACGAGAUAACGUUCUUCCAGGGGAGAUUUUACUGUUUGACGGCCCCGUGAAAAGCGCCCAGACCCUCACCUCGCCGGCCUUCCGGGACGGGGUUCUGAAGGUGUUUCGAAAUACACUCACCAACGAUCUCCGGUUCUACUGCAAGGUUGAUCGAGAGUCGGAGACCUACUGGAUGAAAGCGAACAAUGCGCAACUCGUCCCAGCCUACGCAUACGAUCAGCGACUACCCUACGUCGUCUACAUCCGCGAUAAGGAAAGCGACAAGGGCAGUGGGUACAUGCAGGCUUCACAGGGAAACUGCAGACCGAGCGGCAUCUAUCAGUUCUCGAGUUUGAAAGACCUGUUCGACUUCCAGGAGACGCUCACAGGCGAAAAGGUGGUGCUAGACAUUGGCAGUGUACGCAUGGUGACGCUCAGCAAAGCAAACAGCCGGUCGAGCACCCAAUACUCAAGUGCGCGGCUACAAAUUUGGCAUGAGGUAGAAGGACGGAGGACCGCCCAGUCCGAUGUGGCGUCGUUCGUCACAGCCGGCACGACGCUGUCGGGGCCGCUGCGGGAACGGCUCGUGGCGAGCUCUUCAAGGUUAAUGUUGUAUCUGGGACGUACGGGGGAAUACGUCACCUGUUUCAGUACGUUUCGGUUCACAGAACGGACCAUGAAUCAGCCACUAACGCGGAGAUAGUCACGGAUGACCUCGAGAUCAAAGUGGAGGGCCAAACCUCGGUCAAAUUGAAGCCCAGAAAAGGGCCAACGCCGUUUUCAAGGAAGGGAUCGCGGUGGCCAUCAGUCAAAGCUCACCUGGAACCGAAGCAAGGUCCCGAGUCAGCAGGGCUUGAUAUUCACGGCAGAGUCGUCGAGGUCGAUAUCGGGUCAGAGUAUGACUCGUAUAAGACGUUUGAAAUCGAGUUUGAGAACUCGCCGAGUCAGUA